Messenger RNA from Puccinia graminis f. sp. tritici CRL 75-36-700-3, 2715 nucleotides. Its product is annotated as hexokinase. Gene Ontology annotation, cellular component: cytosol; mitochondrion. Lineage: Eukaryota; Fungi; Basidiomycota; Pucciniomycetes; Pucciniales; Pucciniaceae. Bases 1 to 2715 code for a protein of 904 amino acids. Gene Ontology annotation, biological process: glucose 6-phosphate metabolic process; glycolytic process; intracellular glucose homeostasis. The record is from RefSeq and is a predicted model, not a curated record. The transcript has 14 exons. Gene Ontology annotation, molecular function: D-glucose binding; ATP binding; fructokinase activity.
AUGAUCGUCGAGGCAUUUAUCGAUACCCUUGAAGCAGGUUUGAAAGAGGAUGGACAGUGCGUUCCUAUGAUACCCACAUUUGUGUUUGGAUGGCCAACCGGCAAGGAAGUUGGCCCAUACUUGGCCGUGGACUUGGGCGGUACCAAUUUGCGUGUAUGUCAUGUGGAACUGCAGGGUGAUGGCAGGUUUGAAAUCACCCAAGCAAAAUACAAAUUGACGGAUGAGCAAAAGCAACAAGAAGGAGAAAAGUUAUUUGACUUUUGCGCAGAAUGUUUAUCCAAGUUUGUCAACGAUCAAUAUGUUGACGAUGAUGGCAAUUCGCUGUUAGACGCGGAUAUCCCCCUAGGGUUCACCUUCAGUUACCCUUGCACGCAGAAGAAAAUCGACCAUGGUGAGCUCAUUCGUUGGACUAAAGGUUUCGGAAACCCCAACGUGGAAGGGCACGAUGUUGGCGAGAUUUUUUCCAAGUCAUUAAAGAAAUUUAAAGUACCCGUCAAGCUCACUGCAGUAAUUAACGACACCACUGGAACGCUUAUUGCGUCUUCUUACGUCGAUCCGGCCACCAGAAUCGGAGUUAUCUUCGGUACAGGCUGCAACGCCGCUUACAUGAAGAAAGUCGCAAAUAUCCCCAAGAUCGCCUCACUCGGCCUUCCUCCAGAUGCCGAGAUGGCUAUCAAUUGUGAAUGGGGGGCUUUCGAUUCUGGUACCCAUGAACACUUGCCUCGAACCAAGUAUGAUUUGGUCAUCGAUGAAACCUCUAAUAAGCCUGGAGAACAAGCUUUUGAGAAGAUGAUCGCCGGCCUCUAUCUUGGUGAAGCUUUCCGACUGACCGUAGUGGAGAUGAUCGAAGAAGGGAUCUUGUUUUUGGGUCAGAAUACAUAUAAGAUGGAAAAGAGCUAUUGUUUCGAUACUGCUUUCCUCAGUCUGAUCGAAAGUGACCCCACAGAGGAAUUAUUGACAGUCACAGGGUUAUUUACACACUUCUUUGGCUUGGAUACCACGAUUUCCGAACGCCAGUUUUUCCGAAGACUUGCGGAAUUGAUAGGUACCAGGUCCGCUAGACUUUCGGCCUGUGGAAUAGCGGCUAUAGUGUCCAAGAUGGGAAUGGUCGAAACCGGAUGUGGAGUGGCUACCGAUGGAAGUCUUUACAAUAAAUACCCACAAUUUCCCCAAAGGUUACAUGAAGCUCUCGUGGAUAUUUUUGGUGAAAAGGGCCGCUUAAUUAAAACCUAUCAUGCCGAAGAUGGCCGCGGAGUAGGAAGUGCAAUAAUUGCAGCGAUGACCAAAGCAAGAUUGGCAGAGGGCAAAUUCACUCAUUCAUAUUCGAACUGGGACGAUCUCUCACGCGAAUUGGAUAAUGCGCGCGAGGGAGAAAACCAAGGGCCGUCGCUGUACUCGGAAGAUUCUGAACCGGUGACAAAUAAAGUACGGAGCAGGGUCUCGGAGUUCUUACAGACCCAAGACAGCUCCAAUCUAGACGAGCCGGAUUCGGCAUUGAUCGACUUCCAUGAACCUGCUUCCGGUCGUGCAUCUUUCCGACCGCCAGCCAACCGACCCUCUUUAUCUACACCUGGCUUGAAAAACAUUCAAGAACAUGGAGACCUGAUCAACAUGAGUUUUGAUGAUACCUCUGCGCCAAAGCCUGCAUUAUUUCCACCUGGCCCUUCGAAAUCCGGACUAUCUACUCUGCCUUCAUCCUCUUUUGAACCGAUUUCAAGAGCUGGAAGCUUUCCCAGGGUCUCACUUGAGCCGGCAAACCCCAGGUUAUCUUUGAUCCGAGGCAAUCAGCCACUCAACUCAGCAUCUCCAUCCCACCGACUUUCCGGCUCUCCCUCGGGCUCUCCCAAAAAGCUCCGACUAUCGUUUGCAUCCCCGCGCCGCUCAACCCAUUCAUCCAGCGCAUCCAAUCAGUCGGACCAGCACAAUUCCACAAACAGUACCGCCGAGCUUUUCCGAUCAAAGUCGGCCGAUCCUACCUCGGCCUCUAUCAGAGGACCUGAUUCGGAUCUCCAUCGCCUCUCUCAACCCAGAGUCAGGAACUACGACCAACAAGAACAACUCGAAAGCCAACACAGGGGCUCUAGCUUUGCCCAACAGAUCUUCGCUGGCAUGGUCAAGAUUCCUCGGCUACGUCUACUAGAGAGUUCAUCUAGUAACUUGAGACAGAAGACCGAGCUUCUACAUUUCACAACCAAAGAACACGAGUAUGAGAUCUCGCGGAACGCGCAGCAAUACAAGGUCCUCAAGGAUUGGGUCAACCUACGACAGAAACAGGCUCAGAUCGGCCAGAGUCAUCCUCACUCUUCCCAGAAACAUGUCGAGGAUCUCGAGCAAAUCAUGAACCAACUCAGACUCAAGAAGAAUUGGGCCGAGAUGAGCGCUAAGAAAGACUGCCAUCUCUUCGAUAUUGAGAUGUGGAAAACUUACCAGGCUCACCUUCAUGAUCGGACCGCCAAACUGUCUCAUGAUUUAAAGAUGAUGAGAAAGAUGGAUUCGAUCGUCAAGCCCGCGACCGAGUCUUUGAGCGAGCGCAAGCAGAGUCUCAUUGAGGAGAUCCGACGACGAAAGCAAAAGCUUGCAGAGAUCGAGAGUUGUGAUCAGAAUCUAUUGAAGGCUUUGAAGGAGGAAGCCAAGGAUCUAGCGGCGGUAACCGAAGCCAAUCGGCGCGAAUUGGCCGAGUCGGAGUUCGAACGCAAUCUCUGGCUCGGCAAGUAA